Epinephelus lanceolatus (giant grouper) is the source of this 3517-nucleotide messenger RNA. NCBI's taxonomy places the organism in Eukaryota, Metazoa, Chordata, Actinopteri, Perciformes, Serranidae. The record is from RefSeq and is a predicted model, not a curated record.
UUAGCGAAGGGUCAAUGUCCCGCUUUACUAGUUGUCCGACUUUUUAUUCCAAAUGAGCGUCUGCGAAACACCUCAAAAAGAUGUCAGUUAAAUGUAGUUGUGAAAGGACAGUAAACAUUUCUACCUGUGACAUUAAGUGAGAGCGUAAAAGUGAGAGAGACGUUUUACUUUCAGUGGAAGCGGAACAAAGUGUCAGCUCGCUGCACUUCCCGAACUCAACAGUGUGACUCCAGCGGAAGUAAACAACACAAGCGCUAUCGCCUUUCGCAGCAUUCACAUGCUCAUGUUGCUGGAAUUACAACCUCAGCACAGACGAGUAUUAAUUAAUUAAAUUAAUAAACAACAAUGUCUUCAGCUGAGCAUUUUAAAGAGUUUAUAAACGACCGUCUCGCUGCUGCUGCGGAAGAAAUAUUCAGAGUUUUUAAGAAAACAGUGACCGGGUAUGAAGAAGAGAUCGGCCGUCAGCGCAGACUGCUGGAUAUCGUUUGGAAACCUGAAAUAAAGAUUCACAGGAUAGAUCUCCCACAGCAACAAGUCUUAAAGGAGGAGGACGUUUUCGCCGACUCCAGUCUGGAUGAAGAGGACCCAGAGCCUCCACAGAUUAAAGAGGAACAAGAGGAACUCUGCACCAGUCAGGAGAGGGAGCAGCUUGAACCGAAGCAGGAGGCUGCUGCCUUUACGUUGACUCCUACAGAUGAGGAAAGUGAAUACAGUAAUGAUCUGACGCUGAACUUCAACCCUGAUGAGGCUCUAAAUACAGCAGAGAACGAGUCUGUAGUGCCAGUUAUAUACUCUGUCAUAUCAGAAGCACACAGUGACCACCUGUCUCACAAUUCUCUGAGCCAAGAUCAGAAAGGAGGCGAGCACGGAGACUCAGGAUCAACCAGAAACGCAGAGCCAAAACCAAACAAAAAACAUCACCAAAGCAGUGACAGUGUAAACAGCCUGAACUUGUUAGAGAGCCAUACUCCUGCAGGUAAAUGGCCUUUCAGAUGUGACAAGUGUGGAAAGGACUUGAAGCAUAAGUCAUCACUGGAAAGACACCUGAGAAUCCACAUAGACAAGAAGCCGUAUGCUUGCAACGAGUGCGGGAAAAGAUUCAGUCGGACAUCAACGCUAAAAGCUCAUAUGACGCUCCACACCGGUGACAGACCGUAUUCCUGCAGCAUCUGUGAAAGGAGGUUCUGUCAGAUGCCAGACUUGAAAAAGCACAUGAAAAUCCACACAGGAGAGAAACCAUAUACGUGCAGGACAUGUGGGAGAUCUUUCAGAUGUAAUGCUGAAGUGACAGUCCACAUGAGAAGAGCCCACACAGGCGAGAAACCGUUUGCGUGCCACACGUGUGGGAAAAGUUUUUACAAGGCAUCGGACUUGAAUGCUCACAUGAGAACUCACACAGGUGAGACGCCGUACUGCUGCAAAACAUGUGGGAAAGGUUUCAAAUGGGGUAGCGGCCUGCUGGUUCACAUGAGGACUCACUCGGGUGAGAGGCCGUAUACUUGUAAUAUAUGUGGGAAACAUUACAAAUGCAGCACUCACCUGAAAGGCCACAUGAGAAUCCACACAGGUGAGAAGCCGUAUAUGUGCAAGACAUGUGGGAAAAAUUUCAGACUGAGCUGUGCCUUGAAGGUUCAUAUGAGAUUACAUGCAGGUGAGAGGCCGUACCCCUGCAAGACCUGUGGGAAAACAUUCGUUAUCAUGGGGAAUUUGAAGAAGCACAUGACGGUCCACACAGACGAGAAGCCAUAUUCCUGCAAAUCAUGUGGCAAAGAUUUCAGAAAUAACUGUGCUUUGAAAAUACACUUGAAGAGGAAGAAGCUUUGCCUUUCUGAACUUUCUUCAGCUGAGCAUUUUAAAGAGUUUAUAAACGACCGUCUCGCUGCUGCUGCGGAAGAAAUAUUCAGAGUUUUUAAGAAAACAGUAACUGCGUAUGAAGAAGAGAUCGGCCGUCAGCGCAGACUGUUGGAUAUCGUUUGGAAACCUGAGAUAAAGAUUCACAGGAUAGAUCUCCCACAGCAACAUGUCUUAAAGGAGGAGGACGUUCUCGCCGACUCCAGUCUGGAUGAAGAGGACCCACAGCCUCAUCAGAUUAAAGAGGAACAAGAGGAACUCUGCACCAGUCAGGAGAGGGAGCAGCUUGAACCGAAGCAGGAGGCUGAUGCCUUUAUGUUGACUCCUACAGAUGAGGAAAGUGAAUACAGUAAUGAUCUGACUCUGAACUUUAACCCUGAUGAAGCUCUAAAUACAGCAGAGAACGAGUCUGUAGUGCCAGUUAUAUACUCUGUCAUAUCAGAAGCACACAGUGACCACCUGUCUCACAAUUCUCUGAGCCAAGAUCAGAAAGGAGGCGAGCACGGAGACUCAGGAUCAACCAGAAACGCAGAGCCAAAACCAAACAAAAAACAUCACCAAAGCAGUGACAGUGUAAACAGCCUGAACUUGUUAGAGAGCCAUACUCCUGCAGGUAAAUGGCCUUUCAGAUGUGACAAGUGUGGAAAGGACUUGAAGCAUAAGUCAUCACUGAGAAGACACCUGAGAAUCCACAUAGACAAGAAGCCGUAUGCUUGCAACGAGUGCGGGAAAAGAUUCAGUCGGACAUCAACGCUAAAAGCUCAUAUGACGCUCCACACCGGUGACAGACCGUAUUCCUGCAGCAUCUGUGAGAGGAGGUUCUGUCAGAAGUCAGAGUUCAGAAAGCACAUGAAAAUCCACACAGGAGAGAAACCAUAUAUGUGCAGGACAUGUGGGAGAUCUUUCAGACGUAAUGCUGAAGUGACAGCCCACAUGAGAAGAACCCACACAGGCGAGAAGCGGUUUGCGUGCGACACGUGUGGGAAAAGUUUUUACAACGCAUGCGACUUGAAUGCUCACAUGAGAACUCACACAGGUGAGACGCCGUACUGCUGCAAAACAUGUGGGAAAGGUUUCAAAUGGGGUAGCGGCCUGCUGGUUCACAUGAGGACUCACUCGGGUGAGAGGCCGUAUACUUGUAAUAUAUGUGGGAAACAUUACAAAUGCAGCGCUCACCUGAAAGGCCACAUGAGAAUCCACACAGGUGAGAAGCCGUAUACGUGCAAGACUUGUGGGAAAAAUUUCAGACUGAGCUGUGCCUUGAAGGUUCAUAUGAGAUUACAUGCAGGUGAGAGGCCGUACCCCUGCAAGACCUGUGGGAAAACAUUCGUUAUCAUGGGGAAUUUGAAGAAGCACAUGACGGUCCACACAGAUGAGAAGCCGUAUUCCUGCAAAUCAUGUGGCAAAGAUUUCAGAAAUAACUGUGCUUUGAAAAUACACUUGAAGAGGAAGAAGCUUUGCCUUUCCAAACUUGUGGGAAAAGAUUAGCAUUGAAAAGGCAUAUGAGCAGCCACACAGGUGAGAAGCUGUAUUCUACAUGAUGCUGCAACUAAUCAGUCCGAGCAAUGAGAGGAGUGUGGGCAAUGAACGUUUUUCUGAUUUCAUGUGCGGGGUUCCCAUACAGGUUUAUGGACAAAUAUCAAAACUUUUCAAGGGCUUAUAAUAA